Messenger RNA from Tetrahymena thermophila SB210, 3123 nucleotides. RefSeq lists its product as hypothetical. The record is from RefSeq and is a predicted model, not a curated record. NCBI's taxonomy places the organism in Eukaryota, Ciliophora, Oligohymenophorea, Hymenostomatida, Tetrahymenidae. The transcript is spliced from 9 exons.
AUGGAUAUCAAUGUUCAAAAUAAAUUCAUCACUGCUUUUCAAGAAAGGAUGAGCUUUUUCAUACCUAGAUUCGAGGACGUAUAUGAAAGAAAAAAUCUAUUAAAGACGGGAUAGAGAUCGAAAAUAUAUCUUUAUUUAAAUAAAAUGAAUGAUACCUAAUAUGUUGUGAAAGAAAUCUGUUUAUAAAGUGAUUAAGAACUCGAGUGGAUUUAGAGAACGAUUGAUUCCUUUUAUAUAAUUGAUUCAUAAAUAUGUAACAAAAAAAAUAUAGUUAAAAGCGAAGGAUUUUAUUAUAAAUUUAAUAAGUCAAAAAUGAAUUCAAAUGCUCAUCAAGCAGGUUUAUGCUAAACUACUAUAGAUUUUUAUUUAGUAUUAGAGAAAUGUGAUGGUUCUCUUGAUGAGCUAUUAAAAAAUUCUUUCUAAAAAAAUUCUUCUACUUUAGAAAAGAUAGAGAGAGCUAGAAAUGAUAGCGGAAAUGUGGUUGGAUUAUAAUAAAAAUAGUAGAAUUCUUAAAUGAUAAGCCUUAAUAUCCCAUUUUCUCAACCAAUACAUAGGAAUAGCAACUUAAAUUCAUUAAAGAAUUAAAUACUACUUAAUUAGGCCACGCAAGCAUCAGCUCGUUAGGAACUUUGUAGUGCUGAUGAUGGAGCUUCAAUUUCUGCAUUAAAAAAAGCUCCAAUCAGACUGUAAGAAUUUGAUUUCUUCAAUUUAUACAGCAAUUUGAAAGAUCUUAUUUUAUAAAUUCACGAACUAGACGGAAGUGCUAUUUUCAUAGACAGCUUCAGUGCUAGUGAUAUUUUUUAUAUUGUAACCAAAAAUAAUGAAAUAGAUUUUAAAUUUUCUAAAAUGACAACUCACAUUAUUGAUUCUAAAAAACAAAUGAGAUUAUUAGCUGAAAUCUUUUUAUAAAUUGGAUUAGUGAAACAAUUUGAAAAUAUUCCAAUAUAAAGCUCGUUAAACUUUGCUAAUUUAAGCAAUAAUUGCCAAUAAAAUCAAUAAUAAUUAUAAUAACAAAUAUAAUAAACUUAGUAAAACUCAUUAAAUCAAUAACAGUAAAGUGGAGGAUAAAUAAUCACAAGCUCUGCAAACAGUAUAUAAGUAAAUAAAAUUAAUUAUACAAAUACUAACCAGCUUAACCUGUAAUAAACUUAAUUAACGAAUGCGAGCCACAAUUAAAUUAAAAGCCCUAACAAUAAUAAUAAUAACACUACUAAAUAUAACAACCCUUAAUAAAAUUAAAUACCUUCUUAAUAGGUAUCGUUUGUUAAUUAAAACUAACAAUUAUUAUCUUCGUCGUUUUCUUUUAAUUAGUAGUACCAAACUAAUUCUUAAAAUACAACUAAUGUGUGUAAUUUACCUAAUAAUUCUUAAAAUAUUUCUUAAAACUCUUCUCCAAGCUCUUAAGUAGUCAAAUAGCAAUAACCUGUUUUCUCUAACUCAGUUAGCUUUAAGGAUGUAGAAUAUAAAAGCCAAAACUAGAAUAGCAACCUCAACCAAAGUUAAUAAAUGCAACAAUCAGGUUCUUUCGCAGUUAUUGCAAGCGGAACUCCCAGCCAAAACAAUUUAAACAGCAACAAUAUUAAUAAUGCUAAUAUGUUAUCCACUAGUUAAAACUAAGAUAAUUUAAUAGAAGAAAAUAAUUAAUUGAAUUACCAAAGACAUACUGAAUUUCUUCUCGAAAACUUAAAAACCCUUUAAAAAAAAUUUGAGAAAGCAGAUAUCAUUACAACAGUUACUAAAUUUUGUAAGCUAAUUUAAAGCAUGAUAACAGGACAAACAACAAAUUAGUGUUAUUAUUAAAUAUUAAAAAUAUACAAUGCUAGAGAAUUUUUCUUUGAAUUCAACUAAUCUAAAUUGUAGCUAAUCAAUCCUUCCACUUAGUCGCUUUCAUAAAGACAUUUUUCAAAUGCAUAAUUUCUAUUUUGCCCUCCUCCUUAUAUUUUGAGGAGCUCAGAAUAGACUAGAGCUCGCAGCCUAAACAACAAUAGCAAUGCAAGUAGCAAUGGCAACAACAUCUAUAGUAUAUACAAUUUCGAAGAUGGGAGCUUCUCAUCUUCUCCAAGUACAAUAAAAAAGAGGAGCACAAUUCAAAGAGCACAGUUAUCAGAUAAUGUUGAUGCCCUAACUACUUAUAUAAAUUCGUUGAAAGACAAUACUUUAGUGACUCUAGUUUAAACAUUCUCUAAUCUAGUUAAUGCUAUAAAAUAAAAGAAAAAGAAAUUAAGAUUCGAAAAAUACUUAACUCUAAAAGAAAUGAGGUUUUUGAAAACAAUAGAGCCAAUGUAUUGCGGAGUAAAUUGCAUAUCAGUUGAUUUUGGAAACUUUUAUUAAGCAGAAGCUAUGCAGCUCACUGGUAGUAGCUUUGAGAGCCUUACAAAUUUAUAGGGACUGGAACUUAAUUUUGACUUCUGGAACGAGGCUGAAGAAGAUUAAUUUAUUUUUAUGAUCCAAAAGCUUUCUAGCCUAACUAAUCUUAGGCUAUUCAGUGCAAGUUUAUCAUACAUAGGGCAAAAAAAUAAUCAUCAUAGUGUUGAUUUUAGCAAAAAUAGUUUUCAAGCCAUUUCAUCAAUGAUAUCUCAAUUACCUGAGCUACUAUGUCUUGAAUUAGAUUUCACUGGUUGGAACACAAUCUAAGAACAAUAAAUAUAAAACCUUAUUUCAGCCAUAAUUAAAUGCAAAAAACUAAUAUAACUUUCUUUGAUUUUUAAUGACAUUGUCAACUCAUAAAAUGCAAAUAUUAGCUCUGGGGCUCUUAUGGAAUUUAACGAGCUUUCCUAACUUCCUGAUUUAUAACAACUUUAGCUAUCUUUCAGAGGUUGGGGAUUAAAUAAAAAAAUAAGUGAAUAAAAUUUACUUGAUUUCAUAUGCGGAAUGGCUCAAUUUCCGGGUCUCCAUACAGGUGUUUAAAUCUCAUUUGAAAAUCUUUUUUAAAACAUGAUGGAAUUAGUUUUAGUGGAUAAGGGAUCAAACUCAGCUAAUCCUUUAAAAAGCAGCUAGAAACUGAAUUCAUAAAACAUACUCUAAGAGAUAUAAAAAUAAUUACCUGACUUGACAGAAAUAAUAAAGCAAACUAAACUGAUAAACAUUUUUUAUGACUAACUUCAAAUUAUGAUACUUUUAUGA